AUGUCCGCCACGGAAGAUGCCCGCAUCGCAGCUCUCCAGAAAUACACCGCCUGUGACAUAUCAGACGCCCUCGUCAAGCUCAAAGUCCCUGGGGCUGGAUUCUUGCCCGACCUCCAGCUCCUCAACCAAUCAACCCCUGCAGAUGCUCCCAUUACCAUAGCACCGGCGUCCACCAUACUAUUUGCAAGGAAGGGUGAAAAGCUGGAGUCGCCCCCGGCCAACAUCCCCAAAGACACCCAUUGGGCAGAUAUCACGGAGCCAGGAACCAUUGUGAUCAUCAGGCAGCCCGAUGGUCAGAAGAACGCCGUCUGCGGGGGCAUCAUGGCCGUCAGGAUGAAGGUCCGCCAAGCCAAGGCGGUCGUCGUCGUGGGUCGUGCGAGGGAUCUGGACGAACUGACCAGUACGGGCCUUCCCAUCUGGUCGCGAGGCAUGUCCACCGUCGGCGCAGGGGCGGAGAGCUCGCCGUGGGCAGUCCAGGUGCCAAUCGCCGUUGACGGGACAGUCGUCAACCCUGGCGAUCUCGUUUUUGCUGACCCAGUCAAUGGAGUCGUUGUCAUUCCCAAGGACAAGACCGACCAGGUGUUGGAGCUCCUGCCGAAGCUGACGGCAGCUGACGACAAGGUCAAGGAAGACGUGCUGAAAGGCACGAGCGUCUUUGACGCCUUCAAGGCUCACCGGAGCAACCUCUAG
Colletotrichum siamense is the source of this 690-nucleotide messenger RNA. Its product is annotated as 4-hydroxy-4-methyl-2-oxoglutarate aldolase. The transcript is spliced from 2 exons. Bases 1 to 690 code for a protein of 229 amino acids. The record is from RefSeq and is a predicted model, not a curated record. Lineage: Eukaryota; Fungi; Ascomycota; Sordariomycetes; Glomerellales; Glomerellaceae.